CCAUUAAAAAAUUCCAAUUUUCUUCCCGUGCGAAGGGAAAAGCAAUGGCGAAGAGAAUCUAAUUGCCGUCAGUUUCUUCACUUUCUCCUCCGCUUACUUCAACAACAAUAGCCGAAAAGUGGAAUCAGAUUCUUCAACUUUUGCAAGUUCGCUGUUGUUGGUAUGAACUACUGUUACUGAGGUAUCGCUGUGCACAAAUCAAUUUGUGAAGUUUGCGUUAAAAAAAUUUCAAUGAUUCGAAAGCGGUUCCAAGAGGCUAAAACAGGUAUGCAACUGAUGAAAUCGAUGAGAGCCGAGAGGUUCUUGAAGAAAGUUGGAUUGGGUAGAGAGGAUCGUUACUUCUGGAAGCAAGUUGGAAAGGCUCUGUUGUGUACGUAUACUUUGAUAGGCGUUGCAUGGCUUUACAACGAAACAUCACCAUUUGGUUGGUGGACGCUGAAGCCACGGUCUAAGGCAGAGAAAGAUUUGGCUCACCUCUAUGAACGGCGGGAGUUUCCAUAUCCAGGUGAUGAAGAAGCUAUGGAGGACUUCAUUGUCAAGGGCGGAAUGAUCGGAACUGCCAUCGGUCCAAAGGGAAUCCUUGAUUUUGAUAAGGAUUCUUACAAUUAUCAGAAAGAAUUACAGAACACGAAGCUCGAGCAAGAGGCCCAGAAGCUGUGGUUCAGGAUGAGGAACGAAGUUAUUUCAGAGCUUCAGGAGAAGGGCUAUGAUGUCGAGUGAGGUAACUCUUGAAUGCAAGCAUGGAAAAUUAUGAUUGCCUAAUUUCUGCAUGUGUUAUUGCUGAGAAAGUUCUGAUAUAGACAUCUGCUUGAAUCCUACAUGUUUGCUACAUUUGCAGUCUAUUUCAUGUACAAAUUACUUUGUAUCAACCUACAAAAGGUUUAGUUAAUUUUAAUAAUCUCAAAACCGCUUCAAAAUGAACCCAACUUAAGAAAUUUUUAGUUUGAAUGUA
Cucumis sativus (cucumber) is the source of this 952-nucleotide messenger RNA. RefSeq lists its product as uncharacterized. The coding region runs from base 232 to 720 and encodes 162 amino acids. Lineage: Eukaryota; Viridiplantae; Streptophyta; Magnoliopsida; Cucurbitales; Cucurbitaceae. The transcript is spliced from 4 exons. The record is from RefSeq and is a predicted model, not a curated record.